Triticum aestivum (bread wheat) is the source of this 2512-nucleotide messenger RNA. RefSeq lists its product as uncharacterized. The record is from RefSeq and is a predicted model, not a curated record. Bases 194 to 1588 code for a protein of 464 amino acids. The transcript has 4 exons. Lineage: Eukaryota; Viridiplantae; Streptophyta; Magnoliopsida; Poales; Poaceae.
GUCAUGCAACUUUAGGCUUGAUCGCAUUGUCGUCCAAAAAUCGUGUGUAUAAUGUCGUGUGCAUAGUAGUGUAGCCCCCCACCCCACGCCAGCACUGCCGCCCUGCCCCGGCGCCGCCGCCGUCGCGCGCUGAGCUGCAAAUCUUCCUCUGUAUAUUCGACGUUUCCUCUGACGCCGCCACCUCCGUGCCCCAAUGCACCGCCUCUCAUCUACUUCGCGACUUCCCAUCUCCUUCAUGGCAUCUUCCCCGCCUCGCUGGUGGCCUUCAGCGCUUGCCCGACGAGUUAUCCCACUCUUGGCGGCUCCAAAUCCACCUGCCCGUCGUCUUUCCCGAUUUCCUCAUGGAUCUCAGAACCUGGCCACCGUCAGUCGAGUACAAGGCGAUGAGUCUGGUAAACCAUAUAGACGGCUGCCCAUCUCGAUCGCUCAAAUCAUGAAAAGAAUGAAAAAUACUGGGACGAGGGGCACUGUCUCGGAGGUUAUAGAUGAAGACGAGGGGAAAAGUGAUAAAGAUGCUUUUAGGACAACCUCAGAGGUUAUGGAUGACAAAAGUGAUACAUGGGGCCAAAAUGUGAACUUACCUGGUUUUGAGGAAGACCGAAGUAGCGCAGCCAAGAAUCACAUUACUAGAAUCGCUGUCAGUGAGGAUGAAGGACUCAGUGAUGACGAAGGAUUUAGUGUGAACGGUAUACUUGCAAAAAGCAGACACCGUGACGGUUCUAUAUACAGGGGUAUUGAUUUAUUUCAUUGGAAAGAAGAGUAUCGUAUUGCAGACCGUAAUGAGACUCGGUUGGAGGCAAUGACACUAUCAGAUCCUGCUGCAAAUUGCAAAGUUCACAAUGGAAUUUGUACUAGACAUAUUGCUCGUAGCAUGCUGCAAAUCUACUCAUUAGAGUUGGCUAAAAUUCCUGUGGAUGGCUUCGUAGAGUUGUAUGGAUAUGUAGCAGUUCGGGAUGACCUGGAUCCAUUGCUUAAUUAUGUUGUCAAUAUUAGCAGGGAUGACCCCGUCAUCGUGGAGCAGGGUUCUCUCAUCAACAUGAUUGGCCCCAAGCGAGGGAUAGAUAUGGCAGAUCAUGCUCUACUUGAAUAUGACAUGAAGAUCAAGUCAGGCGAACAAGAAAAAGAUGACCUACAGCUGAUUGAUGGUGCAUCAUUCAUAGGCCCCUUGGGCUCAUGGGAUCAGCCAUGCACGUUUCACAUUGCUGGCGAUUGUGGCUCAGUUGACAUAACUUUGUCACGUCUUUUACACGCAGUUGAGGCGACCGUAGAGGUUCUCAUAUUGGAAGUGAAAAACAGUUUCAGUUUGUCCGUCAGAUGUUUAGCCAGUGGGUUUAAUGAAGAAAUCCGGCUCUUUGAUGGAACCAUCGCUGAUUCACAAGGCCUAAAGAGGUCGGUGGUUGCUGUAAUGGACAAUUCUUUUAUAGAUUUGAAGUUCAAGGUAGGCGCACUGUCAUCCAGUUCCGACCAACAUUGCUGUUCCUUCAAGGUGAAAAUGCAUGGGCAUGAUAUUGAAGAAAUAAAGACUGAUUUUGCAUUAAUCUUAGUGAAGGUGAUUUGGUCGACCUUGCCUAGGGGCUUUUCCGGUUAAGGUUUGUCCGGCCAUGUGUCUGAUGGGCUGGCUCGUGACUAACUUGUGGAGUGUAAUAAUCAAAACUAUUCUGGCAAGUCUUUGCAUACUCAGUCGAGAGGCCAUAAUUUGCUUAUUAUCAAAACACCACACCACAAGCUAGUGCUAUGGUUGGGUCCUUCUGGUGGCAAGACGUCUGUUCAUUGAUGCAUUCUUUCCGUGGAAUUUCGGUCUGCUCUCCUCAUAAUGGUCUAUCAGUGUUGUUUUGGAAAGAUAACUGGUGGUGUGACCCUCUAAUGGCCCAUAAAUUCCCACGCCUGUUCUCAUAUGCAAUUAAUCCUGAUGUUUCGUUGGCCGAGCUCUUGGGUUCAAGGGAUUUGCGUGAACUUGCGAUGAACUUUGUCCUCUCUCAGAGCAAGCUUUUGUUGAAUUGCAAGAACUGGGGGUGCUUCUCCUGGAGCUCAAUAUGGAUCAGGAGGCUCGUUCUGGUCAGACUGCUGGUUUUUUCAGGUACCCCAGGGACGGGAUACUGCAGCUGGCUUGUUUGCCGGUCUAGAGUGUCCAUCUAUUUUCAAGAAAAUGUGGAAAAGCAAGUGCAUGCCAAAACUGAAGGUGUUUAUUUGGCUGCUGUUGGUUGACCGACUCAAUACCCACGACAUGUUGGAUAGAAGACACUGGCACAUGGAUUCGGGAUUAAAUUGUGCUUUGUGUGCAAGCAACAGCAGAGACCAGAGAUCACCUUUUCUUCAACUGUACAUUUGCUCGCUGUUGCUGGAGGCAGGUUGGUAUACACUGGACCCAAAAUCAUGAUGUGGCUGCCAUGUUCCGCUCGGCUAAACAAUCUUUUACUGGCCCUUGUUUCUUUGCGGUGGCAACUUGUGUUUCGUGGAUUGUGCGGAAACGACACAAUGCUUAUAUAUUUCAGCAUCAGACACCUUCUUUGGC